Oreochromis aureus is the source of this 1154-nucleotide messenger RNA. It is a transcript of the gene stpg1, whose product is annotated as sperm-tail PG-rich repeat containing 1. Gene Ontology annotation, cellular component: male pronucleus; germinal vesicle; female pronucleus. The record is from RefSeq and is a predicted model, not a curated record. The transcript is spliced from 7 exons. Gene Ontology annotation, molecular function: histone binding; chromatin binding. Gene Ontology annotation, biological process: epigenetic programing of male pronucleus. The coding region runs from base 149 to 1033 and encodes 294 amino acids. Lineage: Eukaryota; Metazoa; Chordata; Actinopteri; Cichliformes; Cichlidae.
UCCAAGGACCUCGAAUAGCGUCAGAUGGCUUCGACUGAGUCCAAAGUGGAAAUAGUUAUAAAUUCUUAAGCUGAAAACGUGACAUAAUGGUUUCUUUUAUCUUGUAGCUAGUAAAAGAUGUUCAAUACAAGCUAAGUACCAAAUAGCGAUGACAACACAUCAGGAAAAGAAGGGCUUUUCCACCCAGGCUAAUAGGUUUGCUUCUCAAAUUAGUCUGAGUGAAAGUCCAGGACCGGGAACCUACGACUGCUUUACCAGCACUGAAGUCAACAGUCCUUCCUUCUCAAAGAGAGGCACCACCGGCUUUGUCCCAUCCAAGGUUGACAGAAGGCCACAGAGACCCACUCCAGGCCCAAAUGCAUACAACCUACAGAGUUCCUUCAUAAAUAAAUAUGACUUCAACACUGGAGCCUCCAGGGUCUUCAGGCUGCCCAUAGCUGUGCAGAUGGAUGGUCCCAAACAUAUAACUCCAGCUCCAAAUCAGUAUGAUGUCAGUUGUGUGAGGAGAGUAAGCAUCUCCUCAGUGGUCGGUACAUCGCCUUUCCUCUCAAGAACAACACGGGAUUCAUUUUGCCCAAACAAAAAUGUGCCAUCACCAGGCCACUACGAGGUGAACAGCAGCUUAAUCCAGCAUGGUUCAAAGGCGGUCUCGUCACCCUUCAGAUCAAAAACUCACAGAAUCCUUCCUCCGGCCGACCACCGUGUGCCGGGCCCGGGGGCCUACAACCCCCAUCAGGCACCCACCCCAGUGAAGAAGACCAUCCUUCCGAGAAGAUAUUUUUUGGCAAUAGCAGCACCUCCUCAGACUGUACCUAAGGAUCCUCCUUUGCCGGGCCCUGGGCACUAUGACAUAGGGCAGUAUGACCGGCCAUCAAAGCAGUCCAUACCCACUGCUGCUUUUGCAUCCAGAACUCAAAGAAUACCCCAAAAACCGAUGGCUGAUAAGAUCCCAGGACCAGGUUUAUAUAAUCCACAGCCCUUGUCAAAGCAGUCCUUCUUUUACAACGACUCCAGAGUCUGGGUUCCUGUGUGAAGCUUCCAGCUCAGACUGCACUGUAGAUACGUACAUCUUCACUCAGAUGAACUGUGAUUGUUGCUAUUCUUUGAUCGGCACUUUUAGAGUGAAUAAGAUGAAAAUUAAAUGUUUGCACCAA